UUCGUUGUCAGAGCUCAGCAUCCCCUCAAGCUCCCCUCCUCUUGACCUGCAACUUCAGUUCCACCAGUUCAUCAAGGCAAGAGCAGAGACUUUGGGACCCAUCGCCCGGAUAAGUACCCUCCCCCAAUUCUUGGAACUUGAGACCGGACUGAUAGAGCUUCAGAAGUGCAGACUGAAGCGGGGUCAGAGGGAGUCCUGAGGGUGGCGACUGGAAGCGGAAGAGUUUCCUCAGUGUGGUGAGAUGGAAAGGAGAGAAGAUUGUUGGCUCGGGGCCGGGGGAGGAGAGGAUCUUGGGGGGACAGAGGAGGAAGUACUACGCAUAGGAAUCUGCAACUGAGGGCCAGGCACGCGAAGGUCAAGAUUGCGGGCCCGGGAGAAAAUGACAAGCCCUCGGGGCUUUGUGGACCUAGCUCGGGAAGAAAAGGAGACGGAAGACUGGAGGAAACAACAGAUACAAAUAACCUCUUAAUGACACACAAGGGAAAUAUGGACCAUCAUCACCCUCAAGGAUAUUCAUCAAUGCCAGGAUCUGAAGUGUGUUUAAUACAAGAGAUAAUUGCAUUUUGAAAUCUAAGAGAUUCUAUUGGCUGUCCAAUUGUUAGAAUAAGGAGGUAGCAGUGCCAGUAUGACAAUCUGCUCUUGGUAGAACGUACCACAAAGGAUGGGCCAUCUUGCAUUUCUCUUGGGAUUGCUAUUUGAAGCCACCUCUAUAUGUGGAAUUCCUUUUUGCUCAGAUGACGGACAACUUGCCUUCUAUAAUUCCUGCAACCUCACCGAAGUCCCCCGAGUACCAAACACCAUUAUUAAGCUAUUCUUAAGUUAUAACUAUAUCAGGAUGAUUAAUGCUACUUCAUUCCCUCUAUUGGAGAUGCUCCAAUUGCUACAGCUAGGAACUCAGCACACUCCUCUAAUCAUUGAGAGAGAAGCUUUCAGAAACUUGCCCAACCUUAGAAUCUUGGAUAUUGGCUAUAGUAAAAUUCAAUUUUUGCAUAUUGAUGCUUUUCAAGGCUUGCCCAACUUGUUUGAAUUACGUCUAUUUUUCUGUAAUCUCUCAGAUUCAAUUCUAAAAGAUGGUUAUUUUAGAAAUUUAAGUUCUUUAUCUGUGUUGGACCUAUCUAAAAAUGCCAUCCAGAAUAUCCACCUUCAUCCUUCUUUUGAAGAUCUGAAAUCUUUGGAAUCUAUAGACUUGUCUCAAAACCAAAUAUCCCAUGUAUGUGAAAGAGAUCUUAAACUCCUCCAAGGGAAAAGAUUUUCUUUGUUUAACCUUUCUUCCAAUAUCCUCUUUAGCAGGAUCUCAGUCAACUGGGAAGAGUGCAUGAAUCCUUUCAAAAAUAUGUUCCUUGAGAUCCUGGAUGUCUCAGACAAUGGCUGGACAGUAGAUAUCAUCCAAAACUUCUCUCGUGCUACCAAUGGAACCAAGAUUCUUUCUUUGUUUCUUAAAAACCAUAUUAUGGGGGCAGGAUUUGGUUUUCAUAACAUAAAGGAACCUGACCAGGACACAUUUGCUGCCCUGGGCAUGAGUUCAAUGAUAAAAAUGGAUAUUUCACAUGGCUUUAUCUUCUCCUUGAAUUCUCACCUGUUCGAGACCCUCAAAAAGUUGAAACUUAUAAACCUUUCAUAUAACAAAGUAAAUCAGAUUGCUAAAGAAGCAUUUUAUGGCCUUGAUAGUCUCCAAGUUCUCAAUCUAUCCUAUAACCUACUAGGGGAACUAUACAAUUCUGAUUUUUACGGACUGCCUAAUGUUGCUUAUAUUGAUCUACAAAAAAACCAUAUUGGGGCAAUUCAGGCACAGACGUUCAAUCCCUUGAAAAAUUUAAAAACUUUGGAUCUUCGUGAUAAUGCUAUUAAAACAGUUGGUUUUCUUCCAAGCAUAACUACUGUCUUCCUAAGUGGGAAUAAAUUAGUAAGUUUUGAAAGGAGAGGCAUAACUGCUGAAUUCCUUGAUUUAGCAGAAAACAGGUUGGAAACUCUGACAGAUUUCUAUACUCUUCUCCAGAUUCCAGGUCUGAAGUUUCUCAUUUUAAAUAAAAAUCGAUUUUCCAUUUGCUACCAACACUAUUCUUCUUCAAAGAACUAUACCUUAGAGAAGCUUUAUCUUUCAGAAAACAUGCUGGAACUUGUCUGGCAAACAGGAUCAUGUUGGAAUAUGUUCAAGGGACUUUACCAGCUGAAAGUUCUCUUCCUGAAUAAUAAUUACCUCAGUUUCCUUCCACCUGAUGUUUUCAGUGAUCUGACUGCAUUACAAAUCCUUAGCCUGCAUGCUAACAAGUUGACAUCUCUUUCUCCUGGUGUUCUACCUGCAAAUUUAAGAGUCUUGAUUUUAUCCCAUAACCUCCUACUAUCCCCUGACCCAUCCAUAUUUGCAUCACUGAGCCACUUAGAUAUAAGCCACAAUCAAUAUAUUUGUGAUUGUGAAGUCAAAAAUUUUAUCCUUUGGCUGAAUCAAACCAAUGUUACCAUGCUUGGGUCCCCUGAGGAUGUUUACUGCACAUACCCUGGCUCAUUCUCUGGGGUCUCACUCUAUUCAAUUUCCACAGAGGGCUGUGAUGAAGAGGAAGCCCUAAAAUUUAUUAAUUUUACACUUUUCAUCUUCUUUACCACCACCUUGACUCUGUUCCUCACAGCAACUGUGAUAUUCACAAAGUUCCGUGGGCUCUGUUUUUCCCUCUGGCAUAAAAUGGUUCAGAGACUGACGUUCAAGUACCAUCGUCAGGGAGUAGAAGAGGAUCAGCACAAAUACGAUGCAUAUUUGUGCUUCAGUAACAAGGACUUUGAAUGGGUCCAGAAUGCACUCCUCCAUCACUUAGACUCCCGGUACAAUUCUGAAAAUAGAUUUAACCUGUGUUUCGAGGAAAGGGACUUCCUUCCAGGAGAAGACCACAUCAACAACAUCCGGGAUGCCAUUUGGAGCAGCAGAAAGACUAUUUGCAUUGUGACAAAGCAUUUCCUGAAAGAUGGCUGGUGCAUUGAAGCCUUCAAUUUUGCCCAGAGCAGAUACUUCUCUGAUCUUAAAGAUGUCCUCAUCAUGGUGGUAGCCGGAUCACUCUCCCAGUAUCAACUGAUGAAAUACCCACCAAUCCGAGUCUUUGUGCAGAGGCAACCAUACCUGAAGUGGCCAGAGGACCUUCAGGAUGUUGGCUGGUUCUUAAAUAAACUCUCUCAAAGCAUACUUACCAAAAAAGAAGAAAAGAAGAAAUCCAACAACAUCGCCUUACAAACCGUAGCAACUGUAUCCUAGCCAAAGAAAACAGUGUCAUCCUCAACUCCUGUCACAAGUUAUUCUUUCCAUUAUAUUUACAUUACAAAUGUUUGACUGUUUCUUUGGAAGCAGCCAGUUGGCAGGAUAGAUUGAAAGUUAGAUUGGCAGUUAGGAAGACCUGAAAUCAAAUCCUGCCUCUGACUUUGAUAGCUGUGAGACCGUGGGCAAAAUACUUUACCUUGCUUUCGAAUUCAGUUUUCUCAUCUGUCAAAUGAGGAUGAUCAAGUGAAAUCUACCUUACAGGAUUAUUGUGAGGAUCAAAUGAGAUAAUUCUUAUCAAGCCGUUAGCAAACCUUAAAGUGCUGUUAUCAAUGUUAGUUCUCAUUAUUAUUCAUUGGAUUUUUCUGCUAAGAAAGGACAGAAACCUUCUGUUUUUCAUAUUCAUAUGAUGAUUUGCUAUGCUGACUUAAAAAGAAAAAAUUAAUGAGUUAGAAAAUUGGAAUUGACCCUAAGAAGGAGACCAAAGACUUAAGAGUGCUCUCACUCUAUCCCCUAGGUCUAUCUAGUACCCAGUAUUAAUGGUCUUUCAUGAAUUUUUCUCUUGGUGUCACAUAAGCCAUGGAAUAUGCUAAAUAUGAGAAGAGAAGCUUGGAAAAAGGAACAAACAAAUGAUGCUCAUUUCAUCAAUAUUCAGUUUUGUGAAACUUGUAAUAUUCAUUGUUGCUGGAUUCCCAGGAAGACUGCUUCUCAUCAGACUGUGGGAAGGACAGGAAAGGAAAGGGAAGAGGAGGAGAAGAAUGGAGGGCAGAGGAAUAGAGAAAAAGGAAAAGGUAAAGAGAGAAAGGAAAGGGUAGAGAAAAG
Molecule: messenger RNA, 4060 nt
Organism: Sarcophilus harrisii (Tasmanian devil)
Lineage: Eukaryota; Metazoa; Chordata; Mammalia; Dasyuromorphia; Dasyuridae
Gene: TLR5
Product: toll like receptor 5
Exons: 5
Coding region: 662-3238 (858 amino acids)
Biological process (GO): inflammatory response; immune response; toll-like receptor signaling pathway
Cellular component (GO): membrane
Molecular function (GO): transmembrane signaling receptor activity; protein binding
Source: RefSeq, a predicted model, not a curated record